GGGGCCGGGGACUCGGCCGAGGCGGGCGGCGGGCGGCAGGCCUGGCGGGGCGAGUCGCGGGGCUCGCCGCAGCAGCUGGCGGAGCGGUACGCGGACCUGGCGGCCAGCCACAGCGAGGCGCUGCGGCAGCGGGAGGAGCGCGAGUGGCACAACGCGCGGCUGCGCCAGGAGAACGCGCGGCUGCGGCUGGAGAACCGCCGCCUGCGCCGCGAGAACCGCUGCCUCUUCCGACAGGCCCUGCUGGGGCCCGGCCCCGACAAGCCCCCCGCCGACCCGGGCGAGGAGGCUGAGGCCCUGCGCGCCCAGCUGGGGCGCCUGCAGGAGAAGCACCGCCGGGCCUUGCAGCACCUGCGGCGCUGCCGGGCCGCCGGCGGGCCCGAGGCCUCGGGAGCCGAGGACGGCGAGUUGGAUGAGCUGCUGCUGGAGGAGGACGACGAGUCCCUGGAUAAAAAGAGCCUGGUGCCGGCCGUGUAGGCGGCCCCGGUGGAGGGGGCGGUGUCGGCCGGCGCUGCGGGCGCUCCCCGUUGCCGCGGGGUAGGGGCGGGUCACCCCCUCUUCACUCCCGGCGCUGACCGCCUGCGGCAUGGGGGGGCUCGCCUCAGCUCCCUCGGUCGAAACGGACCCUCCCACGGAAAAGGGUGGGGGAGGAGUUCGGGUUUUUUAAUCCUUUUCCCUGAUGUAUACACGGGAAGCAUUGGUCGUCAUCGAGGAGAACCAGGUUCAUGUGGGAAAACAGAUGCUUGGAAGACGAGAGGAAUCCUUCAAAGCAGCUGUUAUGGAAAAAAGCACGACGUUGAACAGAAGAGUUGAUCUCGUGUCAUCCCACAGCAUUGAACUGUGCUUCCUUUGGGGACCAGCUGUGGAUCACCUUUUUUUCUCUUGAGUUAACAUCUGUCAUGUAGGUUUCAAGAGCCAUGGAGACUGACUGGUUGGUAGUAGUCAGUGUAAGGAAGGGUGGAGCAAGCKUGAAAGCUUUAGUCAGUACUCCAGUAAAAGUUGGUGAUCACUGGAACUAUGAAUUGCCUUGGACACUUAACUGCGGAACACUACUUGUAUUUUUAAUGAUGGACGUUGUUCACCGUCACAUGAAUAMUGAUUUGAAUUUCGCAUUUUCACACAAAACUGCAGCUAAUAAAAAAUUUAUGAUACACCAAAUGAUUGUCUUAAGUGUGAAUUUAUUUUGAAAUUUUAGGUCAACUGCCUUUCAGGCCAUUUGCAAUGAACCUCAAAGGCCAAAGAAAUUUUUUUUUUACUAUACCUUAAUUAUAAACUGAUUGGAAGCAAGUAUUUCGUACCUCUAUUUUGCUAGAAAAUUUGCUAGUUGAAAGAAAUGUUUUUAACGAACUGAGGCAGAAGUUGAGUUUUGUAAUACCUCAUUUUUAAUUUUUUAAUGCCAUUUAAGGGAUGUCACCUUCAGGUUUGAGAUUGGUUUCUUAAAGCUUUAAAGGGCAAGGGCUGUUUCAGCUCAAGUUGAAACUAAUGUGAAAAGGUGAAAUUCCAUCAUUUUCUAUAAGUAUCUUUGAGAAUA
Malurus melanocephalus (red-backed fairy wren) is the source of this 1528-nucleotide messenger RNA. It is a transcript of the gene TUSC1, whose product is annotated as tumor suppressor candidate 1. The annotation marks the transcript as partial. NCBI's taxonomy places the organism in Eukaryota, Metazoa, Chordata, Aves, Passeriformes, Maluridae. The record is from RefSeq and is a predicted model, not a curated record. The transcript has a single exon.